This is a messenger RNA of Micropterus salmoides (largemouth bass), 5927 nucleotides long. RefSeq names its product glycerol-3-phosphate acyltransferase, mitochondrial (gene gpam). Gene Ontology annotation, molecular function: glycerol-3-phosphate O-acyltransferase activity. Gene Ontology annotation, cellular component: mitochondrial membrane; plasma membrane. Bases 378 to 2861 code for a protein of 827 amino acids. The record is from RefSeq and is a predicted model, not a curated record. Lineage: Eukaryota; Metazoa; Chordata; Actinopteri; Centrarchiformes; Centrarchidae. Gene Ontology annotation, biological process: phospholipid biosynthetic process. The transcript is spliced from 21 exons.
AAAACAGUUCGAAACAUCAUUCCAGUGUCGAAGUUGAUAUGAGUGAGUAGCAGGAAAAAAAUGCAGUAUGGUCAGAUCAGAUUGGCGCAGUGCUGCCCUCUGUUGGCUGCUGAAAGAAAGACACCGCUCGCUGUUCGCCGCUGUACCAAAACAACAGCGCUCCUACCUCCUGUGACACAUUUCUGUUUGACAGACCUGUGCCGUCCGGUCUUCUUACUUGUUGUGGGAGACACAAGGGCACUAAAGGACCCAAACAACGGCUGGCUGCAGUUUUGUCGACGACUUAAUUUUUGAGAUAUGAGUCAGCGUAACACAACAUUGAAGCUUGCCAGCUAGUGGUGUGUGAUCUGGAGGGAGAGGAAAGGACAGCAGAGAAAAUGGAGGUGUCAGAUGGCUUGUUGCUGCAGGUCAACAAUGGAGAACAGUGGUGUAACCGCUGGAAACAUCCCAAUGAUGACUCGAUGGGUUUCAAGGACCGCAGCACCAGCCCCUCAGUCCUGCGCUGUGUUGCCAGCACGUGGAAGGAGGGCCUGCUGAACAGAAAGAGGCCCUUCGUUGGCCGUUGCUGUCACUCUUGUACACCACAGAGCUGGGAGAGACUUUUCAACCCCAGUAUUCCAUCUCUGGGACUGCGCAACGUCAUCUACAUCAAUGAGACCCACACUAGACAGCGGGGCUGGCUGGCACGCAGGCUGAGUUAUGUGCUGUUUGUCAUGGAGAGAGACGUCAACAAGGACAUGUUCACCAGGAAUGUAGUGGACAAUGUGCUCAACAACAGCAGUGUGGAGAGUGCUAUUGUGAAUGUAGCCACAGAUUUGGACACUGCAGCCUGCCAGCCUGGCCAGGAGCACAAAGCUGUCAGUAAAGUGAAGCAGAAAGCCCGGGCCUUCCUUCAGGAGAUGGUGGCCAACAUUUCCCCAGCUUUUAUUAGGCUGACAGGGUGGGUUCUCCUGAGGCUCUUUAAUGGUUUCUUCUGGAGCAUCCAGAUCCACAAGGGCCAGCUGGAAAUGGUCAAGAAAGCUGCUACAGAGCAAAAUGUGCCCAUGGUCUUCCUCCCUGUUCACAAAUCCCACAUCGACUACCUGCUCAUCACGUUGAUCCUCUUCUGUCACAACAUCAAAGCCCCACACAUUGCUGCUGGAAACAAUCUAAGCAUUCCUAUCCUCAGCACCCUUAUCCGUAAACUUGGAGGAUUCUUCAUACGAAGGAGAAUGGAGGAGACGGGGGAUGGGAAGAAAGACAUUUUGUACAGAUCACUGUUACAUGCAUAUACCGAGGAGUUGUUGCGUCAGCAACAGUUUUUGGAGGUCUACCUGGAGGGUACCCGCUCCCGCAGCGGUAAGCCGUCCACAGCGCGUGCAGGCAUGCUGUCCAUCGUGGUAGACACACUGUGCACUGGGUCCAUCCCAGACGUACUAGUGGUCCCAGUUGGCAUCUCUUAUGAUCGUAUUAUUGAGGGCAACUACAAUAGCGAGCAGCUGGGUAAACCUAAGAAGAAUGAAAGUUUGUGGGGAAUUGCAUGUGGAGUGUUCAGGAUGCUGAGGAAGAACUACGGUUGUGUUCGAGUUGACUUCAACCAGCCCUUCUCCCUAAAGGAGUACCUGGACACCCAGAGAAGUCGCCAUAUUCCUCCACCAGUGUCCCUGGAACACGCUUUGACACCCACCAUUAUAUCUGCACAACCCGAGGCUCAGCUGUUUGAAGGGCAGGAGGGAGAGCAGCUGCCCGACGACAUCUUAAGACGGCAACUUAUUAACAACCUGGCCAAGCAUGUCCUCUUCACGGCGAAUAAGUCAUCAGCAAUCAUGUCUACUCACAUUGUAGCCUGUCUGCUGCUGUACAGACACAGACAGGGGGUGGUGUUGUCCAAGCUGGUAGAAGACUUCUUCAACAUGAAGGAGGAGAUCCUGUCACGGGACUUUGAUCUGGGCUUUUCGGGGAACUCAGAGGAUGUGGUCAUGCGUGCCCUCCACCUCCUUGGAAACUGUGUCAAUGUGACCAGCAGUGCAAAUCGCAAUGGAGAGUUCACCAUCUCACCCAGUCAAACUGUACCAGCACUGUUCGAGCUCAACUUCUACAGCAAUUGCCUUUUUCACGUCUUCAUUUCUGAUGCAAUUAUUGCCUGCAGCAUCCUGUCACUGCAGCGAGAGCUGGUCGCAGAAUCCGAGUCCGAUCACCAGCCCGGUGGUCCCAGUAGCCUUCCUCUUAGUCAGGAGAGACUCAUCCGCAAGGCUGCUGGGCUCUCCCACUUCCUUAUCAAUGAGGUGGCUGUUGCACCACCCUGUCAGACUAUUUACCAGGUUUUUCACGAUGCAGUGACCCGGCUGAUCCAGUACGGAGUUCUCUACGUAGCUGAGGAGGACCAGGAGGAACUGAGUCCAAGUCCCACAGAGGAACCUUGGCCAAAAAAGUUUCCUGAGCCUCUUUCCUGGAGAAGCGACGAGGAGGAUGAGGACAGUGACUUUGGAGAGGAGCAGAGAGAUCGCUACCUAAAGGUGAGUCUCACUGCAGAGCACCAGGAGUUCUUUGUCUUCCUACAGCGACUUGUCAGCCCUGUGCUGGAAGCCUACAGCGGGGCUGCGAUAUUCGUCCACAGUCUGAGUAAGCCCAUGGCUGAAUCCGAAUACACCCAGAGGCUCUUCAGAUACCUGCUCACCCGCACAGAAAGAGGAGUGGCUGCUUAUGGUGAAAGUGCAACUCAUUACUUGGUUAAGAACACAGUGAGGACAUUCAAAGAGCUCGGGGUCCUGAAGGAGAGGAGAGAGAACCGGUUGACAACUCUGGAGCUGAGCAGCACCUUUCUACCUCAGGCCAAUCGGAACAAACUCCUGCAGUACAUCUUGGGUUUUACCCUGCUGUGACCGAGACACCAUUCAGCCCAGCUCAGACCCCAGGCUCCUUCCAAUAAAGGGCUUCUACUGGUUACUUCUAAACAAUCCCAGGUGCUACUCUGUGGAAAGCUUUACCAGGAAGUGCCUUCACGUAACAGCCGCUAAUUGUUAGCCGGAAGAGACUUGAAGCCAGUCUUCCCUUUGUUUUUUUUCUAGUCGAUGGAUCUCUGUCUUAGAACUGUGCAGCUGAUAACACACAUGUAUCGUUCUUUGGAGAGGUACCUCCUGCGAAUCAUCCUCUCUUGGUGAACUUUGUGGUGAAGUCAUGAGGUUUUAAAAUGAUUAACAUUUUAAACUAUCAGAAAAAUAUACUCAAGCAGGUUAGUAAAUAAGAAUCACUUUUACAGCAAUCCGAACAAAGCAAGCUGCCUUUUCAUCUAUACAAGCAACAAAAUAUGCAUAGACAAUAAUGGUAAAGAUUACCAACAACAAAGGCAUUUUAAUGUUAACUCUUUCUGCUCGUUUGUAACACUGCUGUAUUCAGUGUGCUCCACUAUCAUAGUAGGAAACAUGUUAAAAUGUAGUUUGAUGAAAGGCUAAUGACUAACAAAUUCCUGUACAUGGGCCACAUGAACAAUGUCUCUCAUUUAUAGUGCAUUUAAACAUAUGCACUCAGGUGUCUUCAAAUGUAAUAAUGUCUGAACAUAAGAUUGAAAGAUUGCUUACGUAUCUAAAUUGUUAUUUACAAAUCUUUAAUGUCAGAAUAGGACAGCGUUGGUCAGUUGCACUGCACAUUUACUGGUUUAAGAUAUAAAAAAAUAAGCAGCAAAUCAGUUGAACACAAAAUGUACCUGAUGAAAGUCUGGUGCAGUUGAAGCCUAAAAUCACAAGUAUCUACAAUUAAGUGCAUUCAAACCACUAAUAUCUAAGUGCUUUCAGUUACUCACUUUUUGUCAUGAGAUUUGAUGAAAUGUGACUUUGAUCUCUGUGUUUGUGCAACACCUUUUUUACUUUUCAAUGAAUGUCACAGCACAGCGCUUCAAAUACUUAAUACCAGCCAUCACAUCCACUUAAGUUCAAACGCAACAAGCUCAGAACCUCUUUGGUCAUGCCUUUUCAGGGAAAGCAGAGAUUUGGGAUAACCACCAUUUUUUUUCCUGUAUUAUAAACAUAUUGUAUAAAAGCCGUUACGGCAUCACUGCUGAAAGAGCAAUUUUGCUCCAAUGGUUGGGCAUUCGCACGGCAGAGGAACUCCGCAGUGUGGUAAAAAUAAAUGGUACAUAUCCACUUUGUAAUCCAUCUGAACAAAAGGUCACAUCUGUAAAAGUUGGCUAUUUGCGAGAACAUGAUUGUGUCUCUGUUGUACUGUCAACAAACUCUUGAAGAAAGGAGAAGACGUGAGGCGUAGUGAUGUUUCUGAAAACGAAAUAAUAGUCGUUAACUGUCAGGUUUACCUAUUCUUUAUUUUUCAUGUAUAUAGCAAUGCUUCACUUUACAUUUUUAGCACCACUGAAACAAAAAAUAACUAUAUCUAAAAAGUACUAUAAAUACAUUUUAAACUACCAGAAAGCUGAUCCUGAUAGUUUUACAUUUUUUUGUUCUAAAAUGCAAGUGUCAAAAAAAUUUCAAAAAUCAGACAGGUUGGGAAUAAAAACUUUAGUAACAGAAUGUGUUCAUCAUGAAAAACAUACCAAGACUACCAAAGUAAAACAUGAAUGAAAUUAAGACCUGAUAGUGAAACCUCACAGCUCAGUCCUUGUAUAUGUGCAGAAAGUUUACCAGUUUUAAUUUUUAUUGUGAAAUAACACAACAGGACUCAAUAUUUAGGUCUUGUCUUAUGUGUGUAAUUCUAUAUCUGAGGACAUUUUGCAUUGAACGUGAACAUAAAUGUACAACAUCCAUGUUAAUGUUGGUGUAUGAAAAAGAAAGGGUGUGUUUGGAAAGGGCAGAGUAAGUUUGAUGAAUUGUCGGCAUUAUUAGAGGGGACACUAACAGAAAUCCCAGAUUGAUCAUGUGAAGACAGUGUGAAUGUUAGAAAUAGGCAUUCUUGAUCUGCCAGGGCAAUAAAGUAAGUGGGAAUCAGGUGUCUGAUAAUACACAUUUAAAUGAAUAUACUGAAUGACUUGUUGACAGUGUUCUACAACUCGUACAGUCUUACUUAACUCAUUUAAAUGCCUUUUUCCUCAACAAUCAGCUUUAUAUUUUAAACAUGCAUAUUUUCAUGCAGUUUUUCCAAAUCUCCGUACAAAAUGACGAAUGGAAAAGGUUGCUUAUUGGACACCCAUAGCAAGUUGAAGAAGAGAAAAGUAAGUUAUUUAAAUGGGAGUGUGAUCAGAGUGCCCAAAAAAUAGUCCACGCUCAAGUGCAGAGGGAGCAUCUUGACAUUCAAAGCAUUUCUGAGCCCAUAAUCUUUCAAAGUCCCCACACUGAGAGGGAACCCUCCGCCAAGAUAAAACCACUCUAUGUACUGUACUGCAUGUUUCCUCUGGUCGCCUUUAAUCAUCGACACUUCAAUGUGAAUUCUACUUAACCUGAAAAUUGUAUUUUACAGUCUAAGUGUGUGAAUCAUGUUGCAGAGAAAGAUAAUUGUGUAGGCGACAAAGUGAAAUUUGUUACCUCUUGAAUGUAUCUCAUCUGUAGCCAGAAAAAAAGGUCAAUGUGAUAUUGUAUAAUACUCAAUUAAGUCAGUACAGAUAUGGUACAGUUUUUAUGAACUGCUCACGGGGAUUGUUGAGACUCGUCGCUACUGAAGCUGCAUUAAUAACAUCCCUCUACAACUAUGUAACUUUGUAGGUUAAAAAAAGAAGCCUGUAUCUGGGGAGCAGGUGCCUUUUUAAAGCACUGCAGUGUUCUUUGGUUGUGUUUUUGUUGUUUUUUUGUGCAUGUUAACUGGUUAUUUUGUGUGGAAAUCCAAAAGAACACUGUAGAUUGAAACUUAAAAAAACACAAGCAGAGAACUUGUGGUUACUAUAUGAAAAAUCACCAGCUACUAAAAAAAACAAAAAAUGUCACCUGUUCUGUUAUUGCUUUCUUCGAGCAAAGCACAAUUGGCAUUAUUAGAUUUUGUUUUUAAAUAAAUUAAUGAUAGAUUAACAA